Molecule: messenger RNA, 3905 nt
Organism: Leptinotarsa decemlineata (Colorado potato beetle)
Lineage: Eukaryota; Metazoa; Arthropoda; Insecta; Coleoptera; Chrysomelidae
Gene: MTA1-like
Product: Metastasis associated 1-like
Biological process (GO): negative regulation of transcription by RNA polymerase II
Cellular component (GO): NuRD complex; nucleoplasm
Molecular function (GO): transcription corepressor activity; transcription coactivator activity; sequence-specific DNA binding
Source: RefSeq, a predicted model, not a curated record
UUCUACAAUUCCGGAAGGUGCCUUAGACGAAUCUGGCGAGAGUCCCAUUCCAGAGAGCGCCGGUAGAGCUUGCGACCUUCUCAGCCCGAAGCAGCGUCACCAGAUGAAGCAUCGCGAGCUGUUUCUCUCCCGCCAAGUGGAAACCUUACCGGCAACGCACAUUAGAGGCAAGUGUUCCGUCACCCUGUUCAACGAAACCGAAGCUUUGGGCUCGUACCUCAACAAAGACGAUAUGUUCUUCUACUGCUUAGUGUUCGAUCCCACGCAAAAGACUCUGCUGGCAGAUAAGGGCGAGAUCCGCGUAGGCAGCAGAUAUCAGUGCGACGUUCCCCCCAUGCUCAGAGAUAGUGAAAGUGACGAUCGCGACCUCAGCGAGAUGGAGAGCAUCGUAUGGACUCCAGACCAUCAUCUCAGUGACCGGCAGAUAGACCAAUUUUUGGUGGUUUCGCGAAGUGUCGGAACUUUCGCGAGGGCCUUGGACUGCAGCUCGAGUGUGAAACAACCUUCGUUACAUAUGUCGGCGGCGGCAGCUAGUCGGGACAUAACAUUGUUCCAUGCCAUGGACACUUUGCAUCGGCACGGUUACAAUUUAUCGGGCGCGUUGUGUUCUUUGGUGCCAUCUAGUGGUCCGGUGCUGUGUAGAGACGAAAUGGAAGAGUGGAGUGCUUCGGAAGCGAAUUUGUUUGAGGAGGCUUUGGAUAAAUAUGGAAAGGACUUCAAUGACAUCCGUCAAGACUUCCUGCCUUGGAAAACGCUGAAGAACAUAAUAGAAUACUACUACAUGUGGAAAACGACAGACAGAUACGUCCAACAGAAGAGAGUAAAAGCUGUCGAAGCCGAAUCCAAGCUGAAGCAGGUCUACAUUCCUAACUAUAACAAACCAAAUCCAGCAGCACUAAACAAUAACAAGGGUGUAGUGAAUGGAAGUAGUAAUGGUAGCUCGGAUGCAGCAGUGUCGUUGGGUGGAAAGGCCUGUGAAUCUUGUAAUGUAACGGUAUCAAACCAAUGGUACGCCUGGGGUCCUUCGCAUAUGCAAUGUCGCUUGUGCCAAGUGUGUUGGCACUACUGGAAAAAAUAUGGUGGCCUCAAAAUACCAACGAGGUUUGGCGACGGCGACUUCGAAAAUGGCGGUAAGAAAAUAUCUGGUAGCGAAGUGGAGGAGGAAAGGGUUCAGGGAAUGCCACACAGACCGCAUCGCUGUAACAUUGGCGGUUGCGGAAAGGAGUUCAAGCUCAAAGCACAUCUGGGGAGGCACUAUGCGACGGCUCAUGGUAUCAUGGUCAGGUCUGGCUCCCCUAGGCCGAUUAUGAAAACUCGGACUGCUUUUUACUUGUGUACCACGCCGAUAACUAGGAUUUCCAGGAGGUUGUGCAGGCACAUAAUGAGACCAAGGCAUGCGGCUCGAGCGCCAUUCUUUGCCAUAAAUAUACAGGCUGUCAAACAGGAAUGUGGUAUGGCAAUGAUAGGCAAAACAAUUGCUGAACUCAAACAGCUUCUGAUAUAUCAGAAAAAGAAUAGAGGAAGUGUCACUGCCAUUGCCACAAGACUAGGUAGGCCAGGACCUAUAACACCUCAAUGGCUCAUCUUGACUCCCAAAGAAAUGCUACCGCAGCCUGACAAAGUGGCUUACCCCAAACCCCCCAAGGCCCCUGACGGAAGUUUGCUCUAUGAACGGAUACCCAACAAACCAGAAGCCGAAAAAAUCCCUUUGAAUAAUAUGUCACCUUCGUUAAAGAGAAGGGCCUAUGACGAAAUGAAUGGAAUGGACAGUGGUGUUGGAGUACCUGUGAGCCUUCCGCCUACGAAGAGAAUAACAAAAGAACCAGUACAAGUAACUAGACCAGAACAGUUUCAAGCAAUGAUGGCUGCACAACUGCCCCCUGGCCAACCCUUGCCUCGUCACAUCGCACAAAUAAAUGGAAAACCAAAAAUUGCUCACAUGACGAGAACAGGCUCUGGACGGAAACAAGUGAUAAGUUGGAUGGACGCGCCUUUCAUUAUGAUUUCCUACCACAUAAUGGAAUCAAGAAAAAAAGUUCGUCGACAAGUCACAUUAGCAGAGUUAAGAAGAGGUGCGAGGAAACCUUGGAGGCAACUAAGAACCAAAUCUGAUGAUCUGCAUGUGGUCGUCCUCGAUUGACAGUGAACUUGAACACUUAACUUGUAAAUUAACUUCGCCAAGUGCUCAUUGUGCUGUAGCACAUUUUUUAUAAGGAGACGAUUCCCACAAUAUAACCCCAAAUAUUGUUUUCAUGUGACCUGAAUGGUUUUAAAUUGUUUCAUCGUGGUGAUCCACUCAAACUUUUUGCAAGAUAAUGUCAAAGCUGGAUUUCAACGAAUUAUUUGUUUCUUCAAAAUUACGACUUUGAAACUCUGCAAUCUCGUAAUUUCAAAAUUAUGAGACUGAAGUCAUUAUUUUUAAAUUUUGAAAUUUAAUUUGAAAUUUCGAGUUAAAAGUCGUAAUUUUGAGUUUGAAGUCAUAAUUUCGAAUUUGAGGUCAAAAUUUCUAGAGUAAAGUCGAGAUUUUGAGGUUAAUGUCAAAAUUUCUAGUUUCAAAGUCGUAAUUUUCAAGAAACAAAUAAUAAAAAUAUGUGGCCCUUCUGCGCUUCCGUACAAUGAAGACUUUCGGUUUGUUAAAGUCAAUUAAUAGCUGAUUAACUGCCAGCUUUGUAGCCAUUAAUUUGCCAGAUGUGAAUAAAUGAAAUGAGAUGAUUGCCCAAAUUCAAAUCAGUUAUAGUGGACUCUGUUAUUUGAUUUUUUUGAAUUGCAAAAUGGAAUGUAAUUUUUUUCAGAGUAUUUUAAUACAUUUUAUGUACAUUUACAUUAUUGAUUUGUCCAUUAUAUUCGGAGAAAGUUAAAAUAUCCUUGGAAGAAAUACUUUAUAGAAGAAAUGUAUUCAUCUUCUGUUGAAAAAAGUCAUUUUACUAUAGAAUUGAAUCACAAUUUUGUACUGUUUGACUGAAUAUUUUUAAAUCAUUCUGACAAGAGGGUUAAAUUUACAAUGUGAAAAUCAAAUUCAUGCUCAAUUUUAGUAAUCCUCAUUUGUUUGAAAACUUUUUGAUUUUUUCUUUUUCGUUAAUGAUCCAUUAUAGAACGAGAAUUUAAAGCAAUUUUUUUCAAUGUCAGGUCAUGAAACUUUGUUCUACUGUACUUGUGGAGUGACGUGGUUAUGUUGUAAGAAACGCAUUUUUCAAAUCACCAUGGUGAUGAUCAAAAUGACACACUGUAAUAUAUUCAAAGAUUGGUCACCUCAUGUUUAACUGUUAUAAUCAGAUUUAUUUAUUUAUUGUCUGUAGAACUGUGGUACAGAGUUUUGUUGAAAUAAUUGGAAUAUUGGAUUAGUUACUUUCAUAGAGGGUUAUGAAAUUUGGGUAAUGACAAACUAGUUUUUGAUGUAACGAGAUGUGAAGUACUACUUUUCUGCACAAAUGUGGAAACGUUAUUUCACAUUAUAGUUGAUAGUCCAAUUUUAUUUCUAUACCUGUAAGUAAAGCAGUAAAGUGUGAAAUUGUUUUGUUUUUUUUUUUCACAAAUUAUGAAGAAAAUUUGAGUCAGUCUCAGAUUUUCUCCAUAUGUUAUUGUGAACAAUGUGAAAUCAUAUUUCACUUUUUGGAUACUUGUAAACAAAUGUAGAAAACAUUUUUCCAUUCAAUCUCUUUCCAAUAUCUAAUUAAACAUGCUAACAAAGUUUGUAAAGAGUGUGUAUCAUAUGCGUAUAUGUCAUUUCAAUACAAUUGAAUUUAAAACUUUUUUACAUUACCAUCAAGGUAAUUUUUGAUCGAUCCUCUAGUACUGAAAAUAUAUUUCAAUAAAAAGUUGUGCUCCAUUGUUUUACUAUUAUUAUUUUUGUACAUAUUUCCUAGUUAUAUGGUUACUUUUGAUUUAAUAAAAAACAUAAAGCUAAA